This is a messenger RNA of Acanthoscelides obtectus, 891 nucleotides long. The record is from the annotation of a GenBank genome assembly. NCBI's taxonomy places the organism in Eukaryota, Metazoa, Arthropoda, Insecta, Coleoptera, Chrysomelidae.
AUGGAACAUUUUCGCGAAAUAAUUUAUUACAACUUUCAGAGACAAUUAUCGCAACAAGAAUGCCUUGCUGAGUUACUGUCUGUUUUCGGCAACGUAGCGCCACAAAAGCCGACAAUUUUCCGUUGGUAUGGAGAAUUCAAACGUGGAAGGGUGAGUAUUAGCGACGAUCCCAGGGUGGGUGCACCAAAAACGGCAGUCACCCAGGAAAACGUCCAUGCUGUGCGCAAACUCAUCAUUGAAGAUAGACAUGUGACAUAUCGCGAGAUUGAGGCGUCCUUGAAGAUUUCAAAGAGCUCUAUUCAAAAAAAUUUACAUAAAGAAUUAGGAGUAAGAAAAUUAGUUUCUCGUUGGAUACCCCACCUGUUGACUGAAGAGCAGAAAGCAGCCAGGGUUAAUUGGUCAUUGUUAGUGGUGAGGAAUCAAAAUAAACGACAGUCGGCUGUUUGGGUGUUCCAAGGUGAAGAAAAGCCAACAAAAGUCAUCGGUUCUCGAACAGAUGCAGGCCAUAUUGCAACAAUUCCUCUUAAUGAGCAAAGAACUGUUAUUGCGGAUGGGUAUACCACCAUUUCUUCGAAAAAUCAACCCCGCAGACAAGACAAUGCAAGCUCGCACACAGCCCAAAAAACAAGGCAGUAUUUAACGGUAGAAAACGUGGAAUUAUUGGACCAUCCUACAUAUAGUCCCGAUCUAAAUCCUAACGAUUUCUUUACUUUCCCGAAAAUUAAAAACAUACUGCGUGGUCAAAGGUUACAGUCACCAGAAGAAGUAGUUGACGCAUUCAAAAAUGCCGUUUUGGAUCUGCCAGCAAACGAGUGGAAUAAGUGCUUCGAAAAUUGGUUCGAGCGCAUGCAGAUGUGUAUUCUUCGUGGAGAAUACUUCAAAAAACAAUAA